AUGCAGAUCUCAACCAUCGCCACCCUGUUCCUCUUCUCUGCGGGCCUCGCUUCCGCCCAGGAGGUAAAGUGCAAUCAUUCGAUCAAGAAAAUUGGCGGGGGGACGCUGGUUGCGACGGCGACUGCGGGUUGGAAGGCAAGAUUCUACUUUAAGAAACAACUCGUGGGCGUGUGCGAAAGCAGAUCUAGCCAACACUGCAGGUUGCAGAAUUGCAAACUGGAACCUGGCUGGGAACCAAUGGCAAUCAACCCUGUUGGAGCGAGUGGUAGCGUUGGCUCAUUGGGCUACGACCCUUCAGGCUCUUCCUACUAG
Pyricularia pennisetigena is the source of this 312-nucleotide messenger RNA. RefSeq lists its product as uncharacterized. Lineage: Eukaryota; Fungi; Ascomycota; Sordariomycetes; Magnaporthales; Pyriculariaceae. The record is from RefSeq and is a predicted model, not a curated record. The transcript has a single exon. The coding region runs from base 1 to 312 and encodes 103 amino acids.